Onychostoma macrolepis is the source of this 3079-nucleotide messenger RNA. Its product is annotated as beta-taxilin-like. The transcript is spliced from 7 exons. Lineage: Eukaryota; Metazoa; Chordata; Actinopteri; Cypriniformes; Cyprinidae. Bases 653 to 2029 code for a protein of 458 amino acids. The record is from RefSeq and is a predicted model, not a curated record.
ACUCGAAGGAAAAAGUCACGGAUUCAAUAGCAAGUGAGAACAGGUGUUUAUUAAACACAAAUAGAAGAGGUAGUGCAGAUGAGAGACGAGGCAACAGUAGAAAUAGCAGGCUCGGCAACGCAGGACUCCGUGGGCGGAAUGCAAAAUGGACGAACCGUAGACGAACCUCGGAACCGGCAGGCGAAUCUCAGCACAGGAACACAGGGACUGGAGCGAGGGAGAGAAACCGUGAGCCGAACCUGAACCUCCACAACCAUCUGACAAAGACAAGACGAGGUGACAAACAAUAUAUAGGACAUUCUCAUUCAACACAGCUGGCGCUGAUCAGCGAUAACGAGCCGCGCCCGUUCAUACAACACGCACACACAUAGCAAGGGCGAGUCAGUGAAUCCAAGAACCGUGACAAGACCUGAACAAACCAUCAAUCACUUGUUUAACCCUCACAUUGAGUUUCUCAAUGAGGCUAAAAUUUAUAUUAAAUGCACCAGUUCAGUUAGAAUGUCACACAACGCUGUGUCUAAAAGACAGGAAGACUUAAUUGCUGGCAAAACAGAGGAAUGAAGUUUAUUUGAAAACUUCGGAUGGUCACAUACAAAAACACAAAUUUCGGGAGCAGAAACUGGGCUUCCUAAAUCCCACACCAACAGGGCGGAUGGCUGGGAGGAACGGAGCGAAAAGGGUGCAGUCUCACGUUCCCAAUCCGGACCCGUUAUCCAGUGGAUCACUAAAUCCUCGCCUGAGGAUCCUGAAAACAGUACAAAAGAAGAGAGGAGAUCUCUACAUACGCAAAGUUGGACGCUUCGUCAGUGAACAUUCAUUAAAAAACAUGGCUAAUACCACAGAGAUUGUCGAUGACAACUCUAUAUUGAGAACGGACUUCAUUCAGGAGCUUCUUCCAUCUGCGGAGCGAACGUCUCUCCUUUAUCACCUGGCUUUCCUGAGUCUGGGAGGAUUCCCACAGCUGGAGCGUGUGAUCAGAGAUCAAGCUAUUGAAACACAACUGCUGUUCGGAUCCUCUGAAGCCCUUCUGAUGAUGUGUGUCGGCACGUGUUCCAACCUGGUUACCUCCCUGUUUCCAAUACUGAAAAAAGCUGUGGAGAAGAACAAACCCGUUUUGGCGGUGAGGUACCUGAUGAAAGCCAAAGAGUGGAUCAGUGACAUCGUAGCACAAGUGGAUGUCAUAGUGAAGAGGUAUGAUCGACACAACGAAAGUGUGAAAAAAUCCACCAGUGACGUGUAUCAAGAACAAGACGAGACCAAAGAAAAAAAAGCGGAAAAAUCUGACGAGAUGAAGGGUCUGGAGGAUGCUCUGGCCAAGCUCGGAGUGGAUCUGAAAAGAGUAGUCGACACAAUUGAGAUGAAUGAGGAACAAAUUAAAAAAACAACUGACGAGCUGAACGACUUCAUCAGAAGAUUCCAGGAAGAACAUGCCCACUGGACUAUGAAGUUCCUUGACUGUUUUAGAGGCUAUCCAGAUGCUAUGAAGGAGCCUAGUGCCAUCGCUCUGGAUAUAAAACUGAAACAACUCGACUCUGAGAAGAGCAGUCUGAAAAAUGAAGAGUGGAACAUCAAAACCAGGCAGCUUGAGCUUCAGCUGCAGCUGGCCAAUUGUCAAAUCCAAAUGGGUGAGAUCCCCGAUCCUGAGCAUCUGAAGGAAGUCCAGAAGUGUCUUUCUCAAAUCCAACAAAUUCUGGUUGAUCUGAAAAAGUUUUGGGAGAAGGUGGAUGCUAUUCUGAAAACACUGAAAAAUAAAACCUUUGUUGGGGAGGAACUCGUUGACAUGGAGGACAUGAAGGAUGAGUUUCUGAGCUCCAUUGACGAUGCAGGAAAGUACUGGAAGAUAUUUGGUUUGUGCUGUCAGAGAGUUCAAGGCGUCUUCAGCAUUCAGUCUAAAGAUGCAUAUAAAUUCCUGGAGAUCAAUCCGUCUUCGCUCUCUGAGGAGGAGAGGAACCAGCAGUAUGAGUCUAUCAUGGAGAAGCUGAAGAAAAUCAAUCCAGAUCCGCCAGCACUGUGUGACACCCAGGAAUGAUGCUGCUUACACAAAUCAAUGCAUACAGCUUCUCUUGUCAUUUUCAGAAUGCUUCGUAAUCUUUACAACUGCUCUUGAACAUGUUCAAUUACAGUUCUGCAUAUACAUGUUCUUUAAGUUGAUGUCAGGAAUAUUAUUUAGAUCAGUUUAUGGCUAUCUCUUUCAAAAUCGCUUUGCAUUUUUAUUAUGCUACAUACAGAUCUUGUGGUCUGGUCACAUGAUUAAUGUCUCUAAAAAAAACAUUUCUAAUGCUUCGGUGUACAAUACAUCAGGGAUGCUUCCAUCCAUAAUUCAUGUUAAUAGAAUUAUUUGUUGAUACCUUCUCUAGAACACAAAAGAAAAUGAAAAUGCAGAAGAAAUUGUGGAAUUAUUUUGAACUGUAAUGCAAUAUAAACAUAACCCUUGUCUAAACGAAUUUACUACAUUUAGUGUUAAUCAGAAAGUUAAAGCCAUUUUGUAAUAAACCAAGAAUUAUUUGGAGAUGCAAGGAAAUGCGGUGAAAGUACUGUACAUUUGAAGUACUGUAUUAUGUAGCUCACAUGCUAUGCUAAUUAGGCUAUUUGGUGUUAUGAACCAAUUAGUGUUGAAGACGCCUCAAAUGAUGGUUUAUAAAAAAAAUGUAAAAUAAUUUGAAUGCAAAACUAGGAGCAUGAAGGCUGUGUAUUGUCUAUCAUCUAAUGAGAUUAAGAAAUACAACUGAAUAAUAUUCUCCAUAAUAGCCCUGUCAAGGCUGUAGGCUGUCCUAAAUAUUUGUGUGUGCUUUUGUGUGUGUGUGUGUGUGUGUGUGUGUAAAUUUUGCAGUGGUAAAUUCAUUAUUUUAAGAGUUUAACCUUAAAUAAUUUACCAGUUUAACAGUAUUAGCUCUCUAUCAUCCAGUUCCAGCUCCAACUUACCUAGAAUAGAUUAUUAGUAUUGUAUAUUAAUAUUACUAUUAUUAAUUCUGCAAUACUUGUGCCAGCUUCAAUUAUAUUGUAUCAAGAUUGAUGCUUGAUAGUGAACUGUUCCAAACUCACAAUUACUGUAAUAAAGAUAAGAUUAAACAUUCAAAUA